This is a messenger RNA of Aspergillus caelatus, 1383 nucleotides long. RefSeq names its product F-box domain protein. NCBI's taxonomy places the organism in Eukaryota, Fungi, Ascomycota, Eurotiomycetes, Eurotiales, Aspergillaceae. The record is from RefSeq and is a predicted model, not a curated record. The transcript has 2 exons. The coding region runs from base 74 to 1240 and encodes 388 amino acids.
GUCUUUGUUACUUAAUACGAAUCAUCCUUAACUACUAAACCUUUUCAAAGAGUUUCAAAGUGUGUUACCGGAUAUGCCGCAUGCGAUAAUGAUCCCUCAAGGAUCAUCAUUGGAAGCUCUGCCAAAUGAGCUCCUUGACGAGAUUAUCUCCAAUCUUUCAGAUCCACCCCCUUCAUUAGCCAGGCUACAUCAACCGCCAAGCAGUAAUAUCGUCAAGUCGGGUAUCCGAGAUCUGAAGAACCUCUCAUGCACCUCUUCCCGUUUGCUCGAGGUCACACGACCACGAUUAUUUACUCACGUUUGCUUCGAUCUACGGGAUGUAGAUGAGUUUCUCUCCUUUAUAUCCGCUACAAGCCUAGCUCGACAUGUAAGUUCCGCCGUGGUCAAAGGGCGACACCCCUCGGAUGAUCGAGAGGAUCCAUUCUGGUGGCGCCGGGCAUUGUCCUAUCUCGAUCCGCAGCGCAUCACAGUCAUUGCACCGCCGUCGUGUAUUGGCAAGAUGACAGGCGCGCAGGUAUCCGAGGAACACAGUUGGGCUUUCCAAGCCCCACUUCAAAUCUUGCAGUUAGAGCAGGACACUAGAAGCUUUGACCCUCCACUACUUACUCAUCUUGAAAAGCGCUCAACGCUGCUUGAAGCUCGAUCAUGGUCCUCCCUGCUGUUCAACGAGUCCUCCUCUCUCAAGGCUUAUAAUCACUAUGAAUACUUCCUGUUUAAGGUUCCUUCACUGUUCAGCACAUGGGGCUCAUUAGCAUACGUUAGGCCUCGCCCACAAAGGUUAAUCUCGUCCCCCGCGCUCAGCAAAUUGACAUCCUUUCGGUACACCGCCGUAUUCCCGUUCUAUAAUCAUGUCAAAUUGGUCUUAAACGCAGUGGAGCUGAUGGAGAAUUUACGGUCAUUGAGUGUCCAGUUAGCACCAUGUGAGGGCGACAAGGCUACCGAGCUAGAACAAAGGGGGUCUAUGGACCCUAGUGACCCUUGGAUGGAAAUUACUACAGGUUAUUCACUUAUCGGGCAUUCUGUAAGUGACAUGGGCAACAGAGGCAGCCUUGCUGAGUUCUGUGCCUGCGACUAUGCACUCGGCCCUUUACGGACUGAGUUAUGUCCCAUACUGGAAGAUAUCCUAGGUGGUAGUGAAUGGGCCCACGAUGGCCAAGGGACUUGGACUAAGAAGAGCAUAUGUUCUGCUGCUUGUGCGCCAGCAACAGUGGAAUCUAUUGUGCGAACAGCCGUUGCUUAACACGAUGUCGGCUUUCAAGGCACGCUGGGUUUGAGUAAUCGGGAUUCUUAAGAACCGUAAUGACGGGUCUUUAAUUAGGAAAAUGCGUUGUAUAAAGAAAUAUAUACAAGGUUAGGGAGAAUUGCAUAUAUACAAGUCCGAAA